Messenger RNA from Miscanthus lutarioriparius, 1503 nucleotides. The record is from the annotation of a GenBank genome assembly. Lineage: Eukaryota; Viridiplantae; Streptophyta; Magnoliopsida; Poales; Poaceae.
AUGAGCUUGCAGGGGAGGAAAGCCCCGGCGGGGGUCACCGGAGUCCGGCGGUGGCUUGUCACCGUCGUCGUGUCGGUGCUGGGGCUGGUGCUGACCCUCGUGGUGAUAUCGCUGUCCCAGGGCUCGUCCCUGCCUCGGACGUCGCUGCACGACUACCUCCCUGCCGGAGUUACUGGCAUCGGGAAGCGUUCGUCGUCGGAGCGUGCUGAUGGAAACAGUAGUGGCCCUGCAAUUGGGGAGGAAUUGUCGCAGGGUGGGCGGGAACCCUUAGUGGAGCAGAAUGGUCAGGGUGGUGACGUGAAUUCAAGCCAAACUUCUGCAGUUACAGGAAAGAUGGAUGACAACGAGCCGGAUCCAGUUGCUUCCAGUGAUGCCACACCGACUCCCAACGAGGAUACAUCUCAUGAAUCUCAAAAGGCUGAGCAAGAUACUUGUGAUCUCUACCGUGGGGAGUGGGUUACUGAUUCUUCUGGGCCACUAUACACAAACAACUCUUGCCCUAUCAUCACACAGAUGCAAAAUUGCCAAGGAAAUGGACGACCGGAUAAGGACUAUGAGAAUUGGAGAUGGAAACCAGAACAGUGUAACCUCCCGCGCUUUGAUGCAAGGAAGUUCUUGGAGUUGAUGAGAGGAAAGACACUUGCGUUUGUCGGGGAUUCAGUUGCUCGAAACCAGAUGGAGUCCCUCCUUUGCAUUCUGUGGCAGGUAGAUGUCCCACAAAACCGAGGCAACAAAAGGAUGCAUAAGUGGCUCUUCAAGUCAACUAAAACAACUAUCGCCCGUGUCUGGUCUUCUUGGUUAGUGCACAGGUCAACUGAAGCUGUGGGGAUUGCUCCUAAGGGUAUUGAUAAGGUUUUUCUGGAUAUUCCUGAUGAGACCUUCAUGGAGUUCCUCCCAAGGUUUGAUGUACUUGUCCUUUCCUCUGGCCACUGGUUUGCCAAACGAUCAGCCUAUAUCCUGAAUGGGAAUGUUGUUGGAGGGCAGCUUUGGUGGCCUCGUAAAGCAGGAAAAAUGCAGGUCAACAAUGUGGAUGCUUUUGGUAUCUCUGUCGAGACUUGCCUAACUGCUGUGGCGACUAACCCAAAUUUCACAGGCCUAGCUAUUGUGCGAACAUGGUCACCUGAUCAUUAUGAAGGUGGAGCAUGGAACACUGGUGGAUCAUGCACUGGGAAGGUCAAGCCCUUGGAUGAAGUGGUGAGGAAUGGCUUUACCGAUGCCAUGCAUGAAAAGCAGGUUGCAGGCUUCAAGAAGGCAGUGAAGAAUGCGGGGGAACAUGGUUCCAGGUUGAAAUUGAUGGAUAUCACUGAACCCUUUGCCUUCAGGGCUGAUGGUCAUCCUGGCCCGUAUAGAAGCCCUGACCCAAACAAGAAGACACAGAGAGGGCCAGAUGGAAAACCUCCACCUCAGGAUUGUUUGCAUUGGUGCAUGCCAGGACCAGUAGACACAUGGAAUGAGAUGUUGCUAGAGACCAUACGGAGAGAGUUUGAGAGAGAGAGAACCUGA